Molecule: messenger RNA, 1669 nt
Organism: Exophiala oligosperma
Lineage: Eukaryota; Fungi; Ascomycota; Eurotiomycetes; Chaetothyriales; Herpotrichiellaceae
Exons: 1
Coding region: 292-1524 (410 amino acids)
Biological process (GO): actin filament organization; endosomal transport; endocytosis
Cellular component (GO): actin cortical patch; nucleus; plasma membrane
Molecular function (GO): protein binding; calcium ion binding
Source: RefSeq, a predicted model, not a curated record
CAGGCUGAUACCCCCAGUUUACCUGACUUGGUCCUUGAACCGGACAACUGUGCAGAAUAUACGGUAACAUCUGCCUUGAUCACAGCAACAGAUUGUUCGUUUUGCCUUUUUGAGCGUCCUGUCUGUCUGAUCGUCCAUCCCAGCUCCAACUUGCCUCCUCUACUUCUGAUAUCGCAACAACGCACCUACCGAGUAACAAUCGCAGGCGCCAUAUCAUAAGUCCACGACAUACCGCCUCACACGAUCGAAGCCACCUAAUCAACUUGUCCAUCGCAUUCUUCUUCGCUCAAUAUGUCGACAAAACGUAUCGAAAAAUGGGAAAUCGAUCGCUACUGGGAGAUCUUCUCCUCCCUAGUCACAGCCCCAGCGAGCCCGUCCUCACACUUGACUAAUGCUGCUGCGGCCGCUGUCCUUCGCAAUUCCCAUCUUCGUGAUGACCAACUUGAGCGCGUCUGGGAUCUGGCGGACGUUGAUGGCGACGGCGAACUCGACUUCGAGGAAUUCUGCGUCGCCAUGCGUCUCAUCUUCGAUCUGGUCAACGGCGAAUACCAGGACGUGCCGAAGAGUCUACCAGAUUGGCUCGUACCCGAAAGCAAGGCGCACCUCGUUGCCGCAAACAGGGCACUCACAGGCGCACCGAGCGCAAGAUUUGAACGGAUCGAGGACGAUGAGGACGACGCAGGUUUAAAAGAUGGAUUCGACUGGUACAUGACGCCCGGCGACAAGAGCAAGUAUGAAGAGAUAUAUAGCGCCAACAAGGAUCGACGAGGCGAGAUCAGUUUCGAGUCUCUACACAGCUUGUACAGCAGCCUUGACGUGCCGGACACGGAUGUGCGGAGUGCGUGGAACUUGGUAAAUACAAGCGGAAGGGAUACUAUCAGCAAGGAUGCGUGUCUUGCAUUCUUGCAUAUCCUCAAUUACAGGCACGAGGGAUACAGGAUACCCAGGACGGUGCCGCCGAGUCUGAGGGCGAGUUUCGAAGGAAACAAAAUCGACUAUCAGAUCGACAGUAUGCGGAAUAGACCGAACAAAUAUGACGAAGAGACUUCAACGGGGAGGAAAGCCAAGUUUGGAGAUGCAUAUCUCAGUCGAAUCGGCGGACGGGGAGGUUCGGCUUACCAACCCAAAGGUACAGAUUUCUCGGAUGUCGUCGAGGACGAGGAUCUGGAGAAGGUCAGAUUACUACGGGAACUGAGAGAACUGGAGAGUCAACAUGAUGCGGCCAUUGCAGCAUCGGACAGACGACGAAAACAGCGACAGGAGAACGGCUCGAGGCAGCCUGGCAAGACGAAUUGGACGCUGGUCAAGCGAGAGGCUCAGCAAAUGCUUGAAUAUAAGCAACGGCAGUACGUGGACCUAAACUCGGACAAAGCAAAUCAAUCCGGAAACGAUCUUAAGAGACUGAGAGACGACUUAGCCCUGGUGGCGGAACAAAUAGAAGGGCUAGAGUCGCACCUGAGGAAACGCGAAUCCGAGCUGGAAAACAUUCGACGCGAGAUCGAAAACGAGAAGAGCAGUAGAUAGCGAAUGGGGUAUGGAGAACCAUGGCAGUGUCGUAGUUCAAUACGAGACUGGCUCAUAAAAUAUCAGUUCAACUUCUGAUCGAAGUUUAGCGGAUACGUUGUACAACUGUACAGUUCGAUAGCAAUGCUCAGACAACAAUUUCCCC